AUGUCCAACGAUCCCAAUCUCGCCUCACAGCUCCUCGCUAUUCGCCAGGGGGGCGACGAGAAAGACAAUAUCUCCUCAGCCAACCUGGAAGCCGACGGCGGUACAGAUGAUAAGUCCAAAAUGACCUCUUCGUAUCGUGAUUUUUCACGGGUCCUCCCCGAGAAGCACAAUGAUGCCUCGUCUCUCAUCGCUCAAAGCACAACAGCCAAGGAGCCGACCUUCCCAGUGAAGCUCCACAUGAUCUUGUCUAACCCUGAGUUCCAAGACAUCAUCGCUUGGUUGCCUCAUGGCAGGAGCUGGCGCAUCCUCCAGCAAAAGGCAUUCGAAGAGCGAGUCAUUCCUCUCUACUUUCGCCAUGGGCGCUAUUCCUCCUUUGCCCGUCAGGUCAAUGGUUGGGGAUUCAAGAGAAUCACACAUGGCAGCGACUACAAUUCCUAUUACCACGAACUGUUCCUUCGCGGUAUGCCCCACCUCUGCGAUAAGAUGCGACGCCUGACCACCAAGGACCUCAGCAAGAAAAAGAAGAUGGAGGACGGCCCCACUCCGGACUUUUACGCUCUCAGCCGGGACAACCCUCUGCCGGAAAGCACACCCGUGCCAACGACCACACUGACCCCACCGGCUAUUGCCGCUGCGGGUCGUGGUGGGGCGGACCUUGCCAAUGCCGAUGUGGAACUGGCUCUCCUGGAACGUCGGCGUGCCGAUAUCUUCAACCGCAUGAACCUCCUCGCUUCUUCGAACGGGAUGGGUCAGCCUGGUGCCUUUGGUGGUGGUGGUGGUGCUGGAGGUCUUCAAGGACAACAGUUCGGCCAGCAGUUUGUUGGACAACAGCUAGGCAUGGGACAACAGUUUGUUGGACAACAAGAUCAACUGCAGAUGAAUAACAACAGCUUGGUGGCCGCCGCAGCUCUCUCGCUCGGUAACAAUGGCCGCCCCAAUGGUCUGAAUCCUGCUUCCUUGCAACAGCAAGGCUUCCUUGGUGGCAUGGGAGGCGUUCCUGGAGUCGGAGGCGUCUCCAAUGUUGGUCAGAUCUUUGAUUCGUCCAACUCUGCGCUCCAGCGUCAGCUUCUUGAAGCCCGUCUUGCCAACACUGAUAUGGCUGCCAUCCUUGGUUUUCAACAGGGCAAUGUGCAAAACAACGGUAUCAAUGGAAUCCCCGGGCUCAUGAUGCCUCCAUCCCUUUAG
Molecule: messenger RNA, 1185 nt
Organism: Seminavis robusta
Lineage: Eukaryota; Bacillariophyta; Bacillariophyceae; Naviculales; Naviculaceae
Source: the annotation of a GenBank genome assembly